AUGCGCCACUUCCAUCUGACCCGCAACUCGUCGUUCCGCCCCGUUGUCAACCUUGACAAGCUCUGGACCCUCGUCCCCGCUGAGCAGCGCAAGGGCUUGACUGCCAGCUCUACCGAGGUCCCCGUCAUUGACACCCUCGCUGCCGGCUACGGCAAGGUUCUCGGCAAGGGCCGUCUCCCUGCCCUUCCCUGCAUCGUCAAGGCCCGUUGGGUCUCGUCGCUCGCCGAGAAGAAGAUCAAGGAGGCCGGUGGUGUUGUCAAGCUCGUCGCCUAA
Molecule: messenger RNA, 273 nt
Organism: Pseudozyma hubeiensis SY62
Lineage: Eukaryota; Fungi; Basidiomycota; Ustilaginomycetes; Ustilaginales; Ustilaginaceae
Product: 60S ribosomal protein L27/L28
Exons: 1
Coding region: 1-273 (90 amino acids)
Cellular component (GO): cytosolic large ribosomal subunit
Molecular function (GO): structural constituent of ribosome
Source: RefSeq, a predicted model, not a curated record